CGAUUACAUGAAUGCUUGUAUAUGGAGGUGAGUGUCAGCGACGGGGAGGAUCGGCCAGCAGCAGAGUGGAAGUGAAGAAACGAAGAUUGGGCGCUGUGCGGCACGGAUGAUUUGCAUAUGUCCAGGUGAGCGGCAAGCACUCUUUUGUCCUUUUUCUUCCCCUCCAAUGUCAUCCUAAUAUCUUGUAUUCAACUCGUCUCAGCUCCUGCCGGCCCUUGUCUAGUGCUUGCUUGAAACGUGACUGUUGCAGUUAGUUCCUUCCUUCCUUCUUUCCGCACAUCCGCACAUCCGCACACCCACAAGUAUACCUAUUCCCAUCACCGAGAUGGACCCUUCGGUGAGUAGUUUGUUUUGCAUUCAUGUAUGUCUGUUCAAUUGUCGUAUAUAUCUCCAUUUCACCGCUUUGUGGUGUCCGCCCUUUUCUCACUGAGGGUCGCUGGUCUGCAGACUUGCGGACAUCAGAAUAAUACACUGCUGGAUAUGAGCGACACCAGCCCCCGGGUCUUAUGCCAGAUAAAAUCCGCCACUACUCAAGAAACUUGUAGCGGCAUGGCAAAAAUGCUAGUCAGUCAAAGUCACGCUCUUCAUCACUCGUUUUAUCGUCCACUGCAUCCGGAUGUCUCAUCUUGUAUCUGAAUCCGACCUGUCAUGGUCUCGCGCACUGGUACUGGGUUCUUCACGAUACUCUAGCUCUCUACCAUCCUUCCCUGUAUAGGGUCAGCUCAAUUGGACUCGUAUAGAAUGGCCCGGCUCUUCUGUGCGCGUCUUUAUAUUGUUUGCACAAUGAAACGCGCUGGAUUCUACAUUUUCUUGGUGUGCU
This is a messenger RNA of Suillus clintonianus, 820 nucleotides long. RefSeq lists its product as uncharacterized. The record is from RefSeq and is a predicted model, not a curated record. NCBI's taxonomy places the organism in Eukaryota, Fungi, Basidiomycota, Agaricomycetes, Boletales, Suillaceae. The transcript has 2 exons. The coding region runs from base 364 to 636 and encodes 90 amino acids.